Solanum tuberosum (potato) is the source of this 1629-nucleotide messenger RNA. RefSeq names its product valencene synthase-like. The record is from RefSeq and is a predicted model, not a curated record. Bases 1 to 1629 code for a protein of 542 amino acids. The transcript has 7 exons. NCBI's taxonomy places the organism in Eukaryota, Viridiplantae, Streptophyta, Magnoliopsida, Solanales, Solanaceae. Gene Ontology annotation, molecular function: terpene synthase activity; magnesium ion binding. Gene Ontology annotation, biological process: diterpenoid biosynthetic process.
AUGGAGUCACCAUGCUUUAGUGAAUUGAUAAGUGAAGAAAACUUUAAUUUGCAACUUGACAGUAGAGACAAGAUUUAUAAGGGAGUCAAUGAAGGGGAAGAGAAGCAACAUGAAGACCUAAAAGAAGAAGUGAGAAAGAUGUUAGUGAUGGCUCUUUCAAAAUCUUUGCACAAACUUGAUCUCAUCAACACAAUCCAACUUCUUGGUGUAGCUUAUCAUUUUGAACAAGAGAUUGAGGAAUCAUUGAGUUACAUGUACAUUGAUUAUGAAGAAUGGAUUGGUGAUCUUCCUGAUAUUCCUCUAUGCUUUCGAUUACUUAGGCAACAAGGUUAUUAUGUCUCAUGUGAUGUUUUUAGGAAGUUCACUAACGACCAAGGAAAUUUCAAGAAAGAAUUGAUUAACAACGUGCAUGGAAUGUUGAGCUUAUAUGAGGCAGCACAAUUCAGAGUACAUGGUGAAGAAAUUCUUGAUGAAGCACUAAAUUUCACCACCACUCAAUUGAAACUAAUUUUGCCUAAAUUGAGCAACUCCCAUCUUGCACAACAAGUCGCUAACGCACUCAAAUUUACAAUUAAAGAUGGCAUAGUAAGGGUAGAAACAAGGAAAUACAUAUCAUUUUACCAACAAAAUCAAAAUCACAAUCAAGUCCUACUAAACUUUGCCAAAUUAGACUUCAACAUCUUACAAAGGUUGCAUAAAAAGGAGCUAUCUGAUAUCACAAGGUGGUGGAAAGAAUUGGAAAUGGUGAAUGCUAAUCCUUAUAUAAGAGAUAGAUUGGUAGAGGCAUAUUUUUGGAGUUUAGGCGUUUAUUUUGAGCCUCAGUAUAGCGUUGCAAUGAAAAUAUUAGCAAAAAUUUCAUAUAUCACUUGUAUAAUUGAUGACACAUAUGAUAUGUAUGGCACACUAGAUGAACUAUCUCAAUUUACAAGGGCAAUUGAAAGGUGGAAUAUUGAUGCUUCAGAACAAUUACCAUCAUAUAUGAAGAUUCUUUAUUGUCAUCUUCUAGAUGUUUACAAAGAAAUUGAGAAAGAAUUGGCAAAUGAAAACAAGUCAUUUCUAGUAGACUAUUCAAUAAUAGAGAUGAAAAAGGUGUUGAGGGCUUACUUUCAAGAGGCAAAAUGGUACUACAAUAAGAAGGAAGUACCAAGAAUGGAGCAAUAUAUGAAGAAUGGAAUUCCAUCAAGUGGUUACCAAUUGCUAGCAACUACUUCUUGGUUAGCCAUGGGAAAUAUAACAACUAAAGAUGUAUUUGAAUGGAUAGCAACUGAACCUCCAAUACUUGUUGCUUCUUGUUGCAUUACAAGAUUACUCAAUGAUCUUUCAUCACAUGAGGAAGAACAAAAAAGAGGAGAUGCAGCUUCAAGUAUAGAAUGUUAUAUGAAUGAAUAUGGUGUUACAAAGGAAGAAGCACACAUAAAAUUAAGAAAUAAAAUAGAAAAUUAUUGGAAGGAUUUGAAUGAAGAAUACUUCAAAGUGGAUGUGACUAUUAUACCAAGAGUUUUGCUCAUGCCUAUAAUUAAUCUUACAAGAGUAGCUGAGUUCAUGUAUAAAGAUGAAGAUGCUUAUACUUUUUCGAAAAAUAACUUGAAAGAUGUCAUCUCUGCAGUGAUAAUUGAUCAUAUUAUAUAG